Drosophila biarmipes is the source of this 492-nucleotide messenger RNA. RefSeq lists its product as uncharacterized. The record is from RefSeq and is a predicted model, not a curated record. Bases 1 to 492 code for a protein of 163 amino acids. The transcript is spliced from 4 exons. NCBI's taxonomy places the organism in Eukaryota, Metazoa, Arthropoda, Insecta, Diptera, Drosophilidae.
AUGACUAACAAGAUUUCCUCGAAAUUUGAGUUUACCAACGUUGUGUGUACUUCUCUGGAUAAGAAGUUCGACGACUUCGAGUACUGCUACUUGAAAUCUGUGAAUCGAAGCUACAAGUACAUAUCGCUCAAGGUUAAUUUAUUCAAAACUCCAAUUACGAAGGUCAAGUUUAGAGGUAUACUGUACAAGCGAUUCAAUGGCUACAGGCCUUUCAUGUUCGAUGUCACAGUGGACGCCUGUAGAUUCUUGAACGACACAAAGACAAGCCCGGUAGUUAAUUAUUUUUUUGAGUUCUUUAAGGCCUACUCUAAUAUGAACCACACCUGCCCUUUCAAUCAUGAUCUUAUUGUGGAGAAGGUUACCAUCGACCUUGUUAACUUUCGAGUUACGAAGGUUCUACCUUUUCCAGAGGGCGCCUAUUUACUGGAAACCCAUUGGAUUGCUUACGACACCAAUCGGGCAGUGGUGAAGAUCUACGGCACAAUAUCCUAA